Messenger RNA from Dendroctonus ponderosae (mountain pine beetle), 917 nucleotides. Its product is annotated as major royal jelly protein 1-like. The record is from RefSeq and is a predicted model, not a curated record. Lineage: Eukaryota; Metazoa; Arthropoda; Insecta; Coleoptera; Curculionidae. Gene Ontology annotation, cellular component: extracellular region.
UCUGGGCUUGAAAGUAUCCGGAACGAAUCUGCUGUUUCCAAGCGGCAGCACUAAAAGCAUCUACACCUCCAUAGGCAGAUACAUCCCAAAAAAUGUGAUCGCUACCAGGUUGCAGAUCUACAAAGACAAUGCUUUUGUGGCCUUGCCACGGUACCGACAAGGAGUGCCGUACACAGUGGCCAGAUUUAACUUGAGUAGCGGCUGUUCCAAGGCUCGUCUGGAGCCGUAUCCCAGCUGGAGCAUUCAGGAGGAAGGAAACUGCGAGGGUCAAAGCGGUAAACUUGAAGCUUUUUGUAACUGCGGAAAGCAGACUGCAGUAUUUGCAAGUGGAUUACAACAGUAGCGGUACACCAUUCCUGUAUGUUUCCGACGCUGGUACUGGAGCGCUGAUAGUCAUCAAUGUUAUCACUGGAUCAGGGUACCGGCUAUUGCUUCCGUCAGUCGUGGUUCCUCCCGAUGGAGCGAAAGACAUCCUCUAUCUGCAACUUGCGCGCAAUUCAUCGGAAAAUACUUUAUACUUCACCUACUUGGGUUCGCCCAGAUUGUUCUCCAUCAAGUCCGUCUAUCUGCAGCACGAUUCUCCCACGGGAGCCAUUCUGGAUGUGGGAACCAAACCUGCUGGCGCUCAAAUGGUUCUGCUGGGCACCGAUAAUGGACUGGCGAUAUUUUUCAGGUACAAAGGGGAGUCGGACAUUUAUGUCUGGCACUCAGACACGGGAUUCAAGAAGGAAAAUUUCGCGCUGGUGCAAAGUGGCGGAGACUGCAGGAUGGCCACUCAAGUGGUUCCAGGCCAACAGCACAUGUGGGCUAUUGAGAGCAAUUUCCGGGAUUUUAUCACCAAUUCAACUGGAUGUUUGGGUGCCAGUGUGCAUGUCUAUCCAUUGGGCAGGAGUAGUGAUUAAAUUAUAUAGUUUUUU